UUUUAAGUUUAUCAAAAAUCGAUUACUGAGCCGGACUAGUGUUGGUCCAUCCCUAGUCUAUGAGUCGCGUUCUUGUCAACAAAAGAAAGUUUUUGCAAAGCAAUUUACUUAGGUUCCACUAAUCCGACCCAACACACAAAUACGGCUUCGCAGUGGUCGGCGUCCAGCGCUACGGAGGCGAACGAACGCACACCACUCAUGGCUGCUCAUGUCCAGUCUACCAGCUCCUCCGGGCCAUCAGGCGUGGGAGUGGGUGCUGAUGACGGCAGCCUGAACGGCGAGACAGAGCGUUUGGAGCGUCCUCCAAAGCGGCAGCAGCAGCAGCGUAACAACUACGGAUCCAAUGACCAGGAUACACCAGAUGCGGCUAUACUAGCAGUUCCCAAUGUGGUGAUACGGGACUCUGGGGGACCACAUUCUUCAAGACUGAGUGGGGGUGGCGGCGGUGGUCCGCCCACAAAUGAAACGGAGGAGGAACAGGGCCUCAAAUACGGCGCCCAGCAUGUCAUCAAAUUGUUUGUGCCUGUCUCCCUCUGCAUGUUGGUCGUGGUGGCCACCAUCAACUCGAUCAGCUUCUAUUCCAGCACGGAUGUCUAUCUAUUGUACACUCCUUUCCAUGAGCUCUCGCCCGAACCGAGCGUUAAAUUAUGGAAUGCCUUGGCCAACUCCCUGAUCCUGAUGAGCGUAGUGGUGGUGAUGACCAUUCUGUUGAUUGUUUUGUAUAAGAAGCGUUGCUAUCGCAUCAUCCAUGGCUGGCUUAUACUCUCCUCCUUUAUGCUAUUGUUCAUAUUUACGUACUUAUACCUGGAGGAACUCCUGCGGGCCUACAACAUACCCAUGGACUAUCCCACGGCCCUGCUAAUCAUGUGGAACUUUGGUGUGGUGGGAAUGAUGUCCAUACACUGGCAGGGACCACUUAGGUUGCAGCAGGGCUACCUUAUAUUUGUGGCAGCUCUGAUGGCCUUGGUUUUCAUCAAAUAUCUGCCUGAAUGGACUGCCUGGGCUGUGCUGGCUGCCAUUUCUAUUUGGGAUCUCAUUGCUGUCCUCUCGCCAAGAGGACCUCUACGCAUACUGGUGGAAACGGCUCAGGAGCGGAAUGAACAAAUCUUCCCUGCCUUGAUCUAUUCAUCCACCGUCAUCUACACAUACAUGGGCACUCAUUAUACGCCACAGCAAUCACAGGCAACCGCCUCAUCCUCCCCGUCGUCCAGUAAUUCCACAACCACGACACGGGCCACACAAAACUCGCUGGCAUCGCCAGAGGCGGCGGCGGUUAGUAGUGGCGCACGUUCAGGUAACAACUCCCGUUCCCAUCCGCAGCAGAAUCAGCGGGAUGAUGGUGGCAACGCACUGGCAACUGAAGGUAUGCCACUUGUGACUUUUAAAAGCAAUUUGCGCGGAAACGCUGAAGCUGCGGGAUUCACCCAAGAAUGGUCUGCCAAUCUCAGUGAGCGUGUGGCUCGUCGUCAGAUAGAAGUUCAGAGCACACAGAGUGGGAAUGCCCAGCGCUCCAACGAGUAUCGUACCGUUACUGCGCCCGAUCCGAGCCAACAGGAGGGACAAGAAGAACGUGGCAUCAAACUGGGUCUCGGAGACUUCAUCUUCUAUUCGGUUUUAGUGGGCAAAGCCUCUAGCUAUGGCGACUGGACCACCACAAUCGCUUGCUUUGUGGCCAUUCUUAUUGGACUCUGCCUUACGCUCCUGCUUUUGGCCAUUUGGCGCAAGGCCCUGCCCGCUCUGCCCAUCUCCAUAACCUUCGGACUGAUAUUCUGCUUCGCCACCAGUGCCGUGGUCAAGCCGUUUAUGGAGAAUCUGUCGGCCAAGCAGGUGUUUAUAUAAAUACAAAGAAAGAAAGACAAGGACACGGGAAAAUGUCGCUCAGUAUCAUAGUCUAACAGCUUUUUGUAACCAUUUCUUUAUUUAACAAAAUGCAUAGUAUUGGAAUUACUCA
This is a messenger RNA of Drosophila kikkawai, 1951 nucleotides long. It is a transcript of the gene Psn, whose product is annotated as presenilin. Gene Ontology annotation, cellular component: neuromuscular junction; lysosomal membrane; cell cortex. The record is from RefSeq and is a predicted model, not a curated record. NCBI's taxonomy places the organism in Eukaryota, Metazoa, Arthropoda, Insecta, Diptera, Drosophilidae. Gene Ontology annotation, molecular function: aspartic endopeptidase activity, intramembrane cleaving. Gene Ontology annotation, biological process: membrane protein ectodomain proteolysis; amyloid-beta metabolic process; protein processing.